CCAGCGCAGCUCAGCGCAGCGUAAAGUCAGGCGAGGAGGGUACCCGCGCGGCCAAGCACCUUCCAGCGUCCUCGGGACCAGGCGCUCGCUGCUGCCCUUUCUCUGGACGCCGAGCAAAACACAGGCACCCCUGCCUGCUGCACACUUCUCAUCUUUCCCGUUGGAUGAGGUCACUUGUAGGUCCAGCUUCGGCCUUAGGGCUGCCCGGUUGGAGGAAAGGCAUCAGUAUUCCAGUGAAGGACCUUUUCCAGGGCACUCAUGAUGACAGUUGCCAAGUCCUGUAGUAGGUCCUGGGUGAGGAAGUCUUGACUCAUGGGACAUAACAGCAUUGUUGGAUGCCUGGUACAUUUAAGAAAGCUGACUGCAUAAGAAGCACUCUACAUGGGCAGAGGAUGUUACCUGGAAUCAGAGCACUAAAUGAUCCCGACUUUUCUUGAUUUAAAUGUGCUGCCCUCCAUUUCAAGAUGCCUUUGCAUUUCUGAUAAAUGCAAACUGACAAAUCUCCAGGCCACUACAGAGGGGAAAUCAUUACUGCUUGAAGCCUGGAAGACUGCCCUUAAUAAAGCCAAGUCCCCAAUUGUUGUUGAAAUGCUGAGGAAGUUGCGGAGGAGGAAACUUUUUUCUUAUCCCACUAAAUACUACUUCUUCCUUCUUGUUUUUUCCCUGGUCACCUUCUCUGUUUUAAGAAUUCAUCAAAAGCCUGAAUUUGUAAAUGUUGGACAUCUGGAGCUGCUUGAAGAGAAUCCUAGUAGUAAUAUUAAUUGUACCAAAGUUCUACAGGGUGAUGUAGAUGAAAUCCAAAAGGUAAAGCUUGAGAUUCUAACAGGGAAAUUUAGAAAGCGCCCUCGUUGGACAAACUAUGACUACAUAAACAUGACCAGUGAUUGUGCUUCUUUCAUCAAGAAGCGCAAAUAUAUUGUAGAACCCCUUAGUAAAGAAGAGGCAGAGUUUCCAAUAGCAUAUUCUGUAGUGGUUCAUCACAAAAUUGAAAUGCUUGACAGGCUCCUGAGGGCCAUUUAUAUGCCUCAGAAUUUCUAUUGCAUUCACGUGGAUACAAAAUCAGAGGAAUCCUUUUUGGCCGCAGUGACUGGCAUUGCAUCCUGUUUCAGUAAUGUCUUUGUGGCCAAUCAGCUGGAGAGUGUUGUGUAUGCAUCUUGGAGCCGGGUUCAGGCUGACCUCAACUGCAUGCAGGACCUCUACCGAAUGAACGCAGACUGGAAGUACUUGAUAAAUCUCUGCGGUAUGGAUUUUCCUAUUAAAACCAACCUGGAAAUUGUCAGGAAGCUCAAGUCGUUAAUGGGCGAGAAUAACCUAGAAACGGAGAGAAUGCCACCCCAUAAAAAAGAAAGGUGGAAAAAGCAUCAUGCAGUCGUGAAUGGAAAGCUGACAAACAUGGGGACCGACAAGAUACAUCCUCCUCUUGAAACACCUCUGUUUUCAGGCAGUGCCUAUUUUGUGGUCAGUAGGAGGUAUGUGGAGUAUGUGCUCGAGAAUGAAAAAAUACAGAAGUUUAUGGAGUGGGCAAAAGACACAUACAGCCCGGACGAGUAUCUCUGGGCCACUAUUCAGAGGAUCCCCGAAGUCCCAGGGUCCCUGUCCUUAAGCCAUAAAUACGACAUGUCUGACAUGCACGCGAUUGCCAGGUUUGUCAAGUGGGAGUACUUUGAAGGUGACAUUUCCAAGGGCGCCCCCUACCCGCCGUGCAGCGGCGUCCACGUGCGCUCCGUGUGCGUUUUUGGAGCAGGUGACUUGAACUGGAUGUUGCGCGUGCACCACUUGUUCGCCAACAAGUUCGACACGGACAUCGACUUCUUUGCCAUCCAGUGUUUGGAUGAGCAUCUGAGGCAUAAGGCCCUGGAGACAUUAAAACACUGACCCUUGGAGGCAGUUUUAGAAAUAAUUAGGAGGCAUGAGAUGUACCCCCAUUUGAUUCUUCUGCCUACAGAAUCUAACUCUUCAAGCCAGAGAAGCCCUAUGGUUUCUGCAGAGCAGGUCGGUUAGAAAGGUUGUAGCCUUCAGGCUUGACUUAGAGUUAGAGUGUAGGGCAGGUUGCAGGGCGUUGUGUGGGGGAGUGGUCCGGGUGGCUGGGGAAGAGAUUGUACGCAAGUUAUCCUGUUAAAAGAGCUCAGGGACUGAACAAAACCCGAAGGUUUGACCUGUGCCAAAAUUACUUGGAGAGCUUUAAAUAUGAUGGUUUUUCCUGAUUUGAAUAGAUUUAUAGCAACAGCCAACAGUCAGGAUGUAAUUUAUCUUGUAGACCACAUUUGUUGAAAGAGAAAUUUGACUUUAUUCUAAAUGAUCUUUGUAAAUGAUUGACUUUCUGCUGUAACAUUGCAUUGUGUUAUGUAUCUCUAUAUGCCAUCUCAGGGAACUUGCAAAAACGGGCUUGACUGAAUGUGAACAUUUCCCAUUUAUGCUUUUAACAAUGUACAUAUGUUUUAAAAGCCCCCCCCGCCGCCAAAAAACAAGACUUUAUAGUUUAGUUGAUUCUAUGAAUCAUCUUAGGUUAUUUACAAAGUUAAGGUAUCUUUGAUUAUUAUAGUGUCUACAGAGUAAUACUCAAUUUUUUUCAAAUAUGUCUCGCUUCUCCUCCUCCAGUCUCCCUAGACCCUGCUGUCAAGCUGUACAUAAACUUGUUUUCAUAGUGCCCCGUAUUCCUAGUGUCCCAUAUUACAGCCUCAGUUCUCCUUUGUGAUCCGAUUGGCAGUAAUUGGUGUGGAGAACUAAGACAAGAAAGGGUGAAGUGUAAGUAUGGCAGAGGGGAGGAGGAGUCAUAUGUAGACAAUCUCUGAGGCCUGUGUUGCAGCAAUCGGUACUAUCCCCAGAAAUUAUGCCUGUUGCUCUUCGGGUCUGCUUGUGUCCAUCCUCCAGGCUCUUGCAUCCGACUGUCACCUCUGUCGCCUUUUGAAAGGAACUGGCUUCCCGUCUUCUUGCUUCUUCAUGUUACCGUUGUAACCAAUGUAACCAAUAACCGUUGGUUAUUCGUUAGCUCUUGCAUUUUAAGUUCCCUUCUCUCUUGGAACCUAUGAGGAGGGGAAAGGUGUGCUGUUGUACCACCUGGCAUGCUUGAAGGCCUGGGUAUCCUAAAGGGAACAUUAGGUUUGGGGUGGAUUGUCUCAGUAUUGAUAUUAUUCUCAGCAUAUGGUUUUUACUCUAUUUUUCACUAAAAGACAGAUUUGCGGUUGCUAUUGUGCUGUCUCAAAUCUCAAAGUAAAUGAAGAUUUAAAAAAAAAAAACUUGCUCUUUUGCUAGGCUGAUACCAUUCAGCCAUCAAUUUAACAGGAAAUGAGAAGCUUUAUCAUUUAGCUGAGACUUCAAACAAGAAUCAAAUCCAUGUACUUUAUUUUUAAAACUUAGACAACUUAAAUAGUAUAUGGGAAAUACAUAAUAUCAGACAGUUUUCAGGCAUUCAACUGAUAAAACAUUUUAUUCCUCAGAGUUAGGAAACGUUUUUAUUUUAUGGAGAGGCUUGUUAUACUGACCCUCCUGAAUGAAAGUUUCACACUUUUGGAAACUUAAUCAUUUGUAAAUGUGCAAGUCAGUGGAUUGCUAUGGUUUGCAUGAUUUAACAGGGCAGCCAAUGUUGGACCAAGAAAAACAUACCCACUUUGAAAAUUCAAGAGGUGAUGUCAGUGAGGACAUUAUAUGCAUGGUGUUCUGUCUCUAUUGGCUUCUAAACCAAUUUGUUCUUUGAAUGCACGUCACGUCUCUCCCAUGCUCUCUUUUAGAAGAAAGAUUUUACCUGUAAGUUGGGCUGUUUUUUUUUUUUUUACUCUAAAACCAGUGAUUUUCAGUGACAUACUUUGUGUCUAUGUCUUGUGUUUCUUUAACUUCAUUCAUUGUAUCUUGAAUACUAUAGACAUUUGUCAUUUUUAAAUUUUGAAUAUUUGCAAAUUUAUGGGAAAGUUAAAAGUAAUAGUACAGUGAACAUUAUAGAACUUUCACCUGGAGUCACUGGUUGUUAGCAUCAUUCUCAUUUGCUCAGUUUUAUGGAUUUUUGAAUUUAGCAAAAUUGAAAAUUGAAAGUUAAAAAAAAUUUACAAAUAUCAUCGCAGUGCUCUUACUGUAACGUGACUGAAUCUGAUUGACAUUUAAAUUGGCAGCUUUGAGGGGUUUUUUUUCUCCAUCAUAUAUGUAAAAAUAUGAUUUUAGAAUCCAUUUCCACAAACCCCACACUAAAACUGUGGACCCACCAUCUUCUAUGUAGCUGUGGUACGUCAUCUCUCUAGAAUGGCACUUGCUGAAAUGUGUCUGAAUAUUACCCUAUUGCUAAUAGCUUUACAGGGAUUAUAUAGCCAUUAGGACUCAAUUUUAUACUAUCCAACCUAACUUAAAACAAAUGAAAUUCAUAGUAGUGGAACAAGCAAUUGGAAGAAUCAGGAAGAUGGUUUCAAAAGGAAACCCUUACUACAUUCAGGAGGAACAAAAAUGCUGUAAGUUCUUUGGGAAAGAUAAAUUAUUUAAAUUGCUUCCUGUAUGUCAGUUAUUAAAUACUAAUUACUUUUUACUGUCAUUUAAGGUCUUUUAUAGGGAAUUAUUAGAAAUCAUAUUCCCAAAUAAAUCCUUAAAUAUACAUAAACUGCAAUUUUUUAAUGGAAGCGUUCUAGUUAAUGAAGUACUGAUCAAGAUUCACAUAUUACUUAUUAAGGACAAGAGUUAACAAAAAUGGUUCUCUCUUUAUAGGCAAUUACCUAGGCUCUUCCCAGACCAUGGUAAACAGCCAUUCAGCCUUGAAAAUGUGAAACACUGUUGUCUCUAAACGUGUAUUUGUGUCAUUCAUCAAGCACAAUUCACUUAAAGAACAGAAGUGGAUUUUCUUUUGUAGUCAUUUGGGGGAGGAGGAAGCCAUGUUUUACUUCAUUUCAUCUGUAGAGUCAGUUGACCUGGACUUUUUCAGUUGCCUUAGAAAAAUAAAAAUCAUUUCUCGUUAUGGUAAACAUAAAUAAGUAAAUGCAACACUUUCAUGGCAAGUGUGGUUACCUUAAGGUUUACUCUUUUGAAUACGGGCAUGACUUGAUGUGUUUGGAACUAGUCAUAUCACCAUUAAAAUCACCUAUUC
This is a messenger RNA of Mesoplodon densirostris (Blainville's beaked whale), 5059 nucleotides long. It is a transcript of the gene GCNT1, whose product is annotated as glucosaminyl (N-acetyl) transferase 1. Gene Ontology annotation, cellular component: membrane. NCBI's taxonomy places the organism in Eukaryota, Metazoa, Chordata, Mammalia, Artiodactyla, Ziphiidae. Bases 418 to 1875 code for a protein of 485 amino acids. Gene Ontology annotation, molecular function: beta-1,3-galactosyl-O-glycosyl-glycoprotein beta-1,6-N-acetylglucosaminyltransferase activity. The transcript has 5 exons. The record is from RefSeq and is a predicted model, not a curated record.